Molecule: messenger RNA, 1471 nt
Organism: Chlamydomonas reinhardtii
Lineage: Eukaryota; Viridiplantae; Chlorophyta; Chlorophyceae; Chlamydomonadales; Chlamydomonadaceae
Exons: 6
Coding region: 233-1006 (257 amino acids)
Source: RefSeq, a predicted model, not a curated record
UGGUAACAACAAUUCUACUGCAAGGGUGCCUCCGGUCCUCUUGGCUUGCAACUGACUUCGAAGAGCAUGGCGCUGCGCGACUGACGAUGCGGUCGUGGAGCGCUACGCCUUUGUCAACUUGGCAGCAGUUGAUAAUGAUCCGCUACGCCAUACAUACAGUGUCCGCUUAACGAGGCGCAAUUUGGCAUUUCAGCUUUGAAUUACGACGCUUGCGCGCUAGAUAAAGCCAAGCAUGCCGAAGCUCCACCCAGGGCCGGGGGCGGGCGACUGCCCCUACCCGACCAACCCUGCCUGCGAGCCCUCGGGGACUGCCUCCGCCUGGUCCUACCUGCUGCUAGCGCGGUCACAUGGUGGCCAGGCCGCCAAGGACAGCAUGACCACCUCCAUCAGCACCAUAGGCGUCAUGGCCGCGCUGAUGCUCACGCUCACCCUGCCAGCAGUGGCCAACCCGCCCACCGCACUGCAGGCGGCGGAGGGCGGCUACCAGCUGCGCUACCUGCGGCCCUGGUUCUGGUUCAGCCUGGGCUCCAGCCUGGCCUCCAUCAGCGGCCUGGUGCUGGCCUCGCUGCUGCUGACCUACCUCACGCCAGUGCCGCCCGCCGGCAUAGAGGCCUACCUGGAGCGGUGGCAGGGGCUGUACGUGGGCGCGAUCGCCGGCUUCAUCCUGUCCGUGCUGCUGCAGGGUGCCGCGCUGCUGGCGGCGGUGGCCCCGGUGCUUCCGGCCGCCGACCACAAGGCCGCCAUCGCCGUCACCGCGGCCGUGUUCGGCGGCCUGCUGCUGCUGUUCUGGCGCGUGGACUACCUGUCGCCUGGAUUCAACAGGCAUUACUACGCCAAGUGGUGGCGGGCAGUGGAGAGCGGCGGCGGCGCAGCGGGCGACGACGCGUCAGGCGACGGCGGCGUACAUGCGGCGGUGGCGGCGGUUGGCGGCAGUGGUGCAGGGGAAAGGGGCGCGAGCGGCCCGGUGAAGAAGGGCGCAGUGCUGCCUUUCGCAGGCAAGACCUGAGCCGCGUGUGUGGAAGGCAGACGGCAGGGGAGCGAGGGGAGAGGGCAGGCGGCUGGAGGGGUCACGGAUGGAGGAAUGAGGGUUAGCAGCAGGACGUUUGAUACACGACAGCACUUUUUGGAAUCCAUCCAGUAGGUCUGUAAUGAGCAGGGCUGCUUGUGUUGAAGAGCGAGUGCAAGGGAGGACUGGGCAUGCAAAACUGACCUGGCAAUGAAACACGGCUGGCCGUACUGCUCACUGCUGGUCCAACACUGAGUCAUUGCGAACUGGGCGCAUGCCGCUGGUAUUAUUGCGAGCGCUAUGGAUUAAUAUGUUGUCUCUAAGUGCGCGGGGUUGAACGAGACAGUAUCAAGGUCGAAAUGCACCGAGGCAUGGAGGAGGCGGUGAGAGGGUGCUCUGUUACACCCGGGAUAGGGGCACAGAGCAUCGGGUGUGCAUGCGAACGCUUUUACGAACCGCUUUGCA